UGUGCGGACAAAGGCAGCGCGCGCUGCGGGGUGUAGCGUUUGUCGGUGGUCUGGCGGAGCUGGUGGUGGGCUUGUGGGUUCUUCGCUGCCGCCCCCGGCCGCCUUCCCUUCUUCUUUCCCGUCCUCUUCUCCCGGGUCCCGGGAGCCCCCGCCCGGGGAGGCACUGUUGCUGAGUUUGGUGCCUGAGCCGACUCGAUUGGUGACAGCAUGACAAGUGAGGUGAUAGAAGACGAGAAACAGUUCUAUUCGAAGGCCAAGACGUACUGGAAGGAAGUCCCGCCCACAGUGGACGGCAUGCUCGGGGGGUAUGGCCACAUCUCCAGCAUCGACAUCAGCAGCUCCCGGAAGUUCCUGCAGAGGUUUUUGAGGGAAGGCCCAAACAAGACGGGGACCUCCUGUGCCCUGGACUGCGGGGCUGGCAUAGGCAGGAUCACCAAGCGACUGCUGCUGCCACUCUUCGCGGUGGUGGACAUGGUGGACGUGACAGAAGACUUUCUGGUCAAAGCCAGGACGUACCUGGGGGACGAGGGCAAGAGGGUGAGGAACUACUUCUGCUGCGGCCUCCAGGACUUCAGCCCUGAGCCCAGCUCCUAUGAUGUCAUCUGGAUCCAGUGGGUGAUAGGCCACCUGACUGAUCAGCACCUGGCGGAGUUCCUGCGGCGCUGCAAGCAGGGCCUGCGCCCCAAUGGCAUCAUUGUCAUCAAAGACAACAUGGCCCAGGAAGGCGUGAUCCUGGACGAUGUGGACAGCAGCGUGUGCCGGGACCUCGAGGUGGUCCACAGGAUCGUCCGCAGCGCGGGCCUCAGCCUCCUAGCCCAGGAGCGCCAGGAGAACCUCCCUGAUGAGAUCUACCACGUCUAUAGCUUAGCCCUGAGAUGAGCAGGGGAUGGCCGGAGAAAGGGACCAGUGCGGGGUGGGGGGCUGGCAGCCGGGCAACACCCAGAGGCUCCAUGAUGAUGGUUCGGGAGCGCUGAGCGAGACCGCCAAAUAUACCUGUCUGCCGUCCGUCACUAGACUCUUUUUCAAAAGGCAUAAUGGGACCCAGUGGGGAGGGGAGCCACUGAACAGAGCGUGAGGCUGGAGCCUGGCUCUGCGGCCCUCCAGUGAGGCUGGGACUGGGCAGUGCAGACCACGGGACUCCAGGGCCCCUGGGGCUCCCCAC
Molecule: messenger RNA, 1162 nt
Organism: Odobenus rosmarus divergens (Pacific walrus)
Lineage: Eukaryota; Metazoa; Chordata; Mammalia; Carnivora; Odobenidae
Gene: NTMT1
Product: N-terminal Xaa-Pro-Lys N-methyltransferase 1
Exons: 4
Coding region: 208-879 (223 amino acids)
Cellular component (GO): cytoplasm
Molecular function (GO): N-terminal protein N-methyltransferase activity
Source: RefSeq, a predicted model, not a curated record